Molecule: messenger RNA, 1206 nt
Organism: Aspergillus ochraceoroseus IBT 24754
Lineage: Eukaryota; Fungi; Ascomycota; Eurotiomycetes; Eurotiales; Aspergillaceae
Exons: 2
Coding region: 1-1206 (401 amino acids)
Source: RefSeq, a predicted model, not a curated record
AUGAAAUGUCCUCCUCUAUUCAACGCCUGGCUUCACUCCGGGGCGGAGCAUAUGCAGCUCCGUGAGCAAGCUAAUGACCAGUCCCUGCAACCUUCCACCCAAGACAAUUACGAAAUUUUGCUCAUGGAGCGAGAGGCAAUUGUAGGCUUAAAAGAGUUCGUUCAUAAUAGCAGCCCGGAUGAAGUGACAGAUGAGAUUGUGAUGUGUGCAUUUGCUCUGGCUCUGCACCCUCCAGAACGAAAGCGAAAUGCGACUGCCCGUAUGAGGCAAGUUCCACUUUCAAACCUACAGUGGCUGUCUCGAUUCACAGACAUUGUGAUCCCAGAAGGACACAUACGGGGCUUGCGCCAGUUGGUGGACACGAGGGGAGGCUUUGACAAACUUGAGAUGCCUGGGUUGAAACAAGGUCUAUCAACGUUUAAUCUGAUCGUCGCGAGUAAAUACCUUGAACGACCUUACUGGCCCCUUCGAGCGCGUUUACAACCAGACGAAGUAGCAAUGUUUCUAUCGGCGUUCGAACCCAGCUGGCCUACAAACUCCAUGCCCUUACAAUCCUGUCUCAACUCCGUAGUUCCAACCGCCAUGGCUUGGGAAUUCCACGCAAUCCGUGGAUACAACGCAUUGGUGCACGAGUAUUCGCAAGGGCUUUGCCCUACCUUGGACAUGGCUUACGUCCUCGAUCUUCGGAAUAUGGUCCAUUACCACCUGAUGAGCCUUCCCACCUCCGCUGAGAUGCUGGAAACGCUUCAAGUCUUGCCACCGACGUACGAAUCUCUCCGGCUUGCUCUGAUCGCAUACAGCUUGCUUGUCUUAUUCCCCAUCCCGUUAACAAUCGAACCCUAUCCAAGGCUCGCACACUUGCUGAGAUAUGAGCUGGAGUUGACGCAAAUGAGGCUAGACUUAUGGAUGCCAAUGAUAGAAAUGCUGCUCUGGGUAUUGACCAUAGGCGGGAUUUCAUCCUUUGAAACAGUGCAUCGACCCUGGUACGUUCAGCGGCUGCGCUGGAUGGUUCAGAUGUUCGGGGUUGAAUCAUGGGAGCAGUUAAAAGAGAUCAUGGUUUCCAUAAUAUGGCUAGACACCCCCUGCGACGUAGAAGGGAUGCUUCUAUGGAAAGAGGUACAAGAAUCUAACCCAACCAGCUUUGUUGAGGGGCCGAGUAUCUCCAGCAUUUAUAUGGAGAGCCCUUUAGAGGUAAUAGUAUCAUGA